Messenger RNA from Knipowitschia caucasica, 564 nucleotides. The record is from the annotation of a GenBank genome assembly. Lineage: Eukaryota; Metazoa; Chordata; Actinopteri; Gobiiformes; Gobiidae.
AUGCAAAAAGCCCACAAACCCAAUCAGGCUGAGGUCCUUCUGCUAAAGGUGGAGGAGGAACUUCCAGACAUUCCCCAAAGUUCACCUCUCAGUCAGUCCUCCUCCUUCCUCCCCCUCUCCCCCUCCUCCCCCUCCUCCCCCUCCUCCCCCCUGCACCGAUCAAUCCGGGGUUCCUUACCUACUCCCGGCUCAAUCGAUGGACUCUGUUUCUGUGCGAGUCGUGAUGGAGAGACUCUCGCUGCAACAACCGCUCUGUCUGUGCCGUACUUUCCAGUAGCCAUCGAUCUCACCCCUCCUCACCCCUCCCCCUCUCACCCCUCCUCCCCCUCUCACCCCUCCUCCCCCUCUCACCCCCUCCUCCCCCUCUCACCCCUCCUCACCCUCUCACCCCUCCCCCUCUCACCCCUCCUCCCCCUCUCACCCCUCCUCCCCCUCUCCCCCUCUCACCCCUCCUCACCCUCUCACCCCUCCUCACCCUCCUCACCCCUCCUCACCCUCCUCACCCCUCCUCACCCUCCUCACCCCUCCCUUCCCCAAAAGAAGGACUAUAAUAGAUUUUUGUGA